CUCAGAGAGAGUAUGUCAGUCCUCACAGGAGGCCUUCUGGUCUUGCUGAUAAAGAAGUGAUGGCCGCCACCGUCCUGACCAUACUGUCCACCAGCCCGUUGGUGCUCAACCCUUCCUCCAGCGCCUCAGGUGCAGAUUUGGCUGGUAAGGGCUGGAAGGAGAGCCUGUCUGCCAGCUACAGCAGCUCUACCAGUGGGAACUGGAGCUGGGAUGCCAGCGACCAAUCGGUGCCAUCUACGCCAUCACCGCCCCUCUCCAACGAUGCCGGCAAGAGCUUCCUGCUUUCCUCCCAGAGUGAUGACAACAUUGAGGAAACCGAGAGUACACACUUCCUGUUUGAAGACCCCAUCCCCCGAAAAAGAAAGAACUCCAUGAAGGUGAUGUUUAAGUGUCUGUGGAAGAACUGUGAAAAAGUCCUCAGCACUUCCUCAGGGAUCCAGCGCCACAUCCGCACCUUCCACCUGGGGCGAAAUGGAGAUUCUGACUACAGCGAUGGCGAGGAGGAUUUCUACUACUCUGAAAUCGAGGUGAACAUGGACACGCUUUCGGAGGGGCUGUCCAACCUCACGCCCACGUCACCUACUACGUCCGGCCCGGCCCCCAUCUUCCCCGUCUUGACUUGUGAUGCGUCUCGAUCUGAGCCCACCCACAUGAUCCUCACCCCACUCAGCCAAUCAGCACCGUCGACGCUGUGCCAUAUCCGCACUGACCACGCUUACCAGGGCCCGAUGACUCAAAUCCGCACUGUUAGCAUCGGUGAGAAGAGACAGCCUGUUAACCACACCACUGUCAGCAAAACACACACCACCAACACCUCCACUUCCAAACCCACUACUGGAACCAGGAAACCGCGUGGCGACGCCAAGAAAUGCCGAAAGGUGUACGGCAUGGAGAAGAGGGACCUGUGGUGCACAGCGUGCCGCUGGAAGAAGGCCUGCCAGCGCUUCACUGACUGAGCUUUAUCCUUUACCCCACUUCAAAACGUGCUCGUUUAUUGCGGCUGUUCCACGGACUGAGCGCCGGUGUCUCCUGCACACUCUCAGAGUGAACUUCAUGAGCUGAGAUGUGUCCGUCUGAGGCAUGUAGCUGAUUCCUCCAGGCCACAAGGGGUGCUCUUUUCUUACCACUUCCAUAGUGGAACACUGAGACUUUUAUUCAGAAAAAAAACCCUGAUAAAAAGCAAAAAAAAAGAGAAAAAGAAUUUAGAAAAAAAGCUUUUGCUGCAUUGCAUAUUAAGGCAAAAAGAAGUUUUUCUUAAGUAAUCCAGAAACAAAACAUUCAAAGCAGAUUUUCCAGGCAGUUUAUUAUACUUUCAUGUUUUGUGUGCGUUCUGUGGAAUACAGCUAACGAUUUUUCCUGAUUUUAAGUGUGGCAGACUUUAUACAUAGCAGUUUUUACUGUUAAAAACUCUGUAAGCUAUUUUUGAUGGGUAUUGUUGAGUAUUUUAAACAGUUAACCCUCUUCCCGCACUUACUGAGCAACUCAAAUUAAUUUAUACAGAAAUCAUUGAAGCUUCAAACAACUUGGUUUUGUUCCAAAUCAAACUGUUUCUGGACUUACCGCUUCAUUUUGCCUACAAGCACUUUUUAAUGGCCAUUUUGAUUUUGAUCAAGCGGAGUACAGUUUAGCAUUGCAUCGCAAUCGGCGCGUUGAGCGUUUUAGCAAAUAGUCAAGAACUGUUUC
Messenger RNA from Sinocyclocheilus grahami, 1683 nucleotides. Its product is annotated as zinc finger protein 704-like. The transcript is spliced from 7 exons. Gene Ontology annotation, molecular function: DNA-binding transcription factor activity; RNA polymerase II cis-regulatory region sequence-specific DNA binding. NCBI's taxonomy places the organism in Eukaryota, Metazoa, Chordata, Actinopteri, Cypriniformes, Cyprinidae. The record is from RefSeq and is a predicted model, not a curated record. Gene Ontology annotation, cellular component: nucleus. Gene Ontology annotation, biological process: regulation of transcription by RNA polymerase II. The coding region runs from base 60 to 956 and encodes 298 amino acids.